AGACCAUACAGGGCUGGCGCUCUCAGGGAACCUCCAAGGUGCGGCAGGGAAUAUCCAAAUAGUGGCUGGGGCCAUUGGGACCCACCCAGGGGCAGCAGAGGCCCCAUGGACCCAUCCCAGAGGCAGCUGGUGACCUGGUUCUCACCCAGAGACCAUACAGGGCUGACGCUCUUAGGAAACCACCCACGUGCAACAGGGAACCUCCUAGAAGUGGCCGGAGCCACUUGGGACCGACCCAGGGGCAGUAGAGGCCCCAGGACCCACCCAGAGGCAGCCAAGAACGUGGAUCCUAUCCAGAUAAGGUGGUGCCCCCUGGGACCCUCCAGAGACCAUACAGGGCUGACGCUCUUAGGGAACCACCCACGUGCGACAGGGAACCUCCUAGAAGUGGCCGGAGCCACUUGGGACCCGCCUAGGGGCAGUAGAGGCCCGAGGGACCCACCCAGAGGCAGCCAGGGACCUUGGUCUUAUCCAGAUAAGGUGGUGCCCCCUGGGACCCUCCAAAGACCAUACAGGGCUGGCGCUCUCAGGGAACCUCCAAGGUGCGGCAGGGAACAUCCAAGUAGUGGCUGGGGCCAUUGGGACCCACCCAGGGGCAGCAGAGGCCCCAUGGACCCAAUCCCAGAGGCAGCUGGUGACCUGGUUCUCACCCAGAGACCAUAUAGGGCUGACGCUCUUAGGGAACCACCCACGUGCGACAGGGAACCUCUUAGGAGUGGCCAGGGCCACUUGGGACCCACCCAGGGGCAGCAGAGGCCCCAUGGACCCACCCAGAGGCAGCCAGGGACGUGCGUCGGUGACCCUUCCAAAGGCGGCUGGGACUCAUUGGACCCUCCCAUGGACGGCGGCCUCCCCUUGAAUCAUCGCAUGGAUUGCGGGGGCCCCAGGAAACCUCAUAGGGGCGGCAGGGCCCUUGCAACAUCUCCGAGAAGCGACGAUUGUACUAAGGACCCUCCCAGGGGCGGUGGAGGCCCGCAGUACCUUUCCAGGUGUGACAGCGCCCCUAGGGACCCUCCUAGGAGACCAUACAGGGCUGGCGCUCUCAGGGAACCUCCAAGGUGCGGCAGGGAACAUCCAAGUAGUGGCUGGGGCCAUUGGGACCCACCCAAGGGCAGCAGAGGCCCCAUGGACCCAUCCCAGAGGCAGCUGGUGACCUGGUUCUCACCCAGAGACCAUACAGGGCUGGCGCUCUCAGGGAACCUCCAAGGUGCGGCAGGGAACAUCCAAGUAGUGGUUGGGGCCAUUGGGACCCACCCAGAGGCAGCAGAGGCCCCAUGGACCCAAUCCCAGAGGCAGCUGGUGACCUGGUUCUCACCCAGAGACCAUAUAGGGCUGACGCUCUUAGGGAACCACCCACGUGCGACCGGGAACGUCCUAGGAGUGGCCAGGGCCACUUGGGACCCACCCAGGGGCAGCAGAGGCCCCAUGGACCCACCCAGAGGCAGCCAGGGACGUUGGUCCUAUCCAGAUAAGGUGAUGCCCCCUGGGACCCUCCAGAGACCAUACAGGGCAGGCGCUCUCAGGGAACCUCCAAGGUGCGGCAGGGAACAUCCUAGGAGUGGCUGGGGCCCUUGGGACUCACCCAGGGGUAGCAGAGGUCCCAGGGACCCAUCCCAGAGGCAGCUGGUGACCUGGUUCUCACCCAGAGACCAUACAGGGCUGACGCUCUUAGGGAACCACCCACGUGCGACAGGGAACCUCCUAGGAGUGGCCGGAGCCACUUGGGACCCGCCUAGGGGCAGCAGAGGCCCGAGGGACCCACCCAGAGGCAGCCAGGGACCUUGGUCUUAUCCAGAUAAGGUGGUGCCCCCUGGGACCCUCCAGAGACCAUACAGGGCUGGCGCUCUCAGGGAGCCUCCAAGGUGCGGCAGGGAACAUCCAAGUAGUGGCUGGGGCCAUUGGGACCCACCCAGGGGCAGCAGAGGCCCCAUGGACCCAUCCCAGAGGCAGCUGGUGACCUGGUUCUCACCCAGAGACCAUACAGGGCUGACGCUCUUAGGGGACCACCCACGUGCGACAGGCAACCUCCUAGGAGUGGCCGGAGCCACUUGGGACCCGCCUAGGGGCAGCAGAGGCCCCAUGGACCCACCCAGAGGCAGCCAGGGACCUUGGUCUUAUCCAGAUAAGGUGGUGCCCCCUGGGACCCUCCAGGUGCAUCGUAUGCUGAUAAUACAGAAAUGUGAUGAUGGCCAUGUAUUUGCAUCUCCCAAGCUGUCAUCUUUAAAACAAAGUUCUGAGGCCACAUACAAGACUAGGCAUCUCAGAGGAACCUCCAAGAAUAUGACGAGGAACAUCAAAGACCAUAUAGGGCUGACGCUCUUAGGGAACCACCCACGUGCGACAGGGAACCUCUUAGGAGUGGCCAGGGCCACUUGGGACCCACCCAGGGGCAGCAGAGGCCCCAUGGACCCACCCAGAGGCAGCCAGGGACGUUGGUCCUAUCCAGAUAAGGUGAUGCCCCCUGGGACCCUCCAGAGACCAUACAGGGCUGGCGCUCUCGGGGAACCUCCAAGGUGCGGCAGGGAACAUCCAAGUAGUGGCUGGGGCCAUUGGGACCCACCCAAGGGCAGCAGAGGCCCCAUGGACCCAUCCCAGAGGCAGCUGGUGACCUGGUUCUCACCCAGGGCUGGCGCUCUCGGGGAACCUCCAAGGUGCGGCAGGGAACAUCCAAGUAGUGGCUGGGGCCAUUGGGACCCACCCAAGGGCAGCAGAGGCCCCAUGGACCCAUCCCAGAGGCAGCUGGUGACCUGGUUCUCACCCAGAGACCAUACAGGGCUGACGCUCUUAGGGAACCACCCACGUGCGACAGGGAACCUCCUAGAAGUGGCCGGAGCCACUUGGGACCCGCCUAGGGGCAGCAGAGGCCCGAGGGACCCACCCAGAGGCAGCCAGGGACCUUGGUCUUAUCCAGAUAAGGUGGUGCCCCCUGGGACCCUCCAGAGACCAUACAGGGCUGGCGCUCUCAGGGAACCUCCAAGGUGCGGCAGGGAACAUCCAAGUAGUGGCUGGGGCCAUUGGGACCCACCUAGGGGCAGCAGAGGCCCCAUGGACCCAUCCCAGAGGCAGCUGGUGACCUGGUUCUCACCCAGGUGCGUCGGUGACCCUUCCAAAGGUGGCUGGGACUCAUUGGACCCUCCCAUGGACGGCGGCCCCCACUGGAAUCAUCGCAUGGAUUGCGGGGGCCCCAGGAAACCUCAUAGGGGCGGCAGGGCCCCUGCAACACCUCCGAGAAGCGACGAUUGUACUAAGGACCCUCCCAGGGGCGGUGGAGGCCCGCAGUACCUUUCCAGAGACCAUACAGGGCUGAUGCUCUUAGGGAACCACCCACGUGCGACAGGGAACCUCCUAGGAGUGGCCGGGGCCACUUGGGACCCACCCAGGGGCAGUAGAGGCCCCAGGGACCCACCCAGAGGCAGCCAGGAACGUGGAUCCUAUCCAGAUAAGGUGGUGGCCCCUGGGACCCUCCAGGUGCGUCGGGCAGGCGCUCUCAGGGAACCUCCAAGGUGCGGCAGGAAACAUCCUAGGAGUGGCUGGGGCCCUUGGGACCCACCCAGGGGUAGCAGAGGUCCCAGGGACCCAUCCCAGAGGCAGCUGGUGACCUGGUUCUCACCCAGAGACCAUACAGGGCUGACGCUCUUAGGGAACCACCCACGUGCGACAGGGAACCUCCUAGGAGUGGCCGGGGCCACUUGGGACCGACCCAGGGGCAGUAGAGGCCCCAGGGACCCACCCAGAGGCAGCCAGGAACGUGGAUCCUAUCCAGAUAAGGUGGUGCCCCUGGGGCCCUCCAGAGACCAUACAGGGCAGGCGCUCUCAGGGAACCUCCAAGGUGCGGCAGGGAACAUCCUAGGAGUGGCUGGGGCCACUUGGGACUCACCCAGGGGUAGCAGAGGUCCCAGGGACCCAUCCCAGAGGCAGCUGGUGAACUGCUUCUCACCCAGGAACCCUCAUAGGGGCGGCAGGGCCCCUGCUACCUUCCCAGAAGCGGCGAGGGUACUAAGGAUCCUCCCUGGGGCGGUGGAGGCCCGCAGUUCCUUUCCAGAGACCAUACAGGGCAGGCGCUCUCAGGGAACCUCCAAGGUGCGGCAGGGAACAUCCUAG
Messenger RNA from Homarus americanus (American lobster), 4101 nucleotides. Its product is annotated as collagen alpha-2(V) chain-like. The record is from RefSeq and is a predicted model, not a curated record. Lineage: Eukaryota; Metazoa; Arthropoda; Malacostraca; Decapoda; Nephropidae. The annotation marks the transcript as partial. The transcript has 26 exons.